AGUGUAUUCCCCCCAUCAAAUCAGAUUGGCAAAUUGCCCACAAGAGCUCAAGUGUCAAAGCAAAGGUCAAAGCGCAGAUGCGACUCAUCCAGAGGCUUGGCUAGAAAACCUCGUUUCGCCACUCCACUCCAGACCGUUCCUGGAGUCUAGUCCUGCGACACUAAUAUCUCCAACUCUACGCUUAGCGUCCAGGUACCUCCACCUGCCAGGAGUACUCAAAACGUGGUUCUGGUAGUGUCUGCAUGUAUAAACCCCCUGGAUCCCCGGAUUCAGUCCCUCUUCCCUCUCUUUCCCCGGCCGAUCCUUCAUUCCUCUUUGCUUUUUUGUAUCACUCCCUUAGACAACAUGUCGGCGACUACGAGUGACAUCAAGAUCGCUUCCAUUGCCAUGGGGUUCACCCUUGGUUUUGGCUUGCUUACUGUUUGGGAGGCUUGGAAGCAGACUCGACGGAAUCGAAACCCGCUGCGAAGUACUUAUAUUUACAUGCUUUGGGGAGAGAUUCUAGCAAAUAUUAUCAUCGCUAUCAUCGGAUGGAUCUUCUUGGAUGGAAUCAUCGGGCCGACUGUACCGGUGUUGUUCUUUAUUCUUUUCUUCUGGGUCUUUGAAGUCCAGCUUCUUAUGCAAAUUAUCGUCAAUCGAAUCUCUAUCAUCGCCGAACAUCGAUCUACUAUCUUUAAGCUGAAAUGGGGAACCGCCCUUACCAUCACUCUUAUCAACAUUGCCGUCUUUGCUAUCUGGAUUCCUGCUCAUACCGUUCCUCCUGCCAGUCAAACUUUUGUACGCAUCAAUGAAGUUUGGGAUCGUGUCUCCAAGGUUCUCAUCCUUCUCGUCGAUGCUGGUCUCAAUUGGUACUUCCUUCGAACCGUCAAGAAGCGACUCGUUGAGCAACAUCGCCUCAAGAAGUAUGAGCCUCUUGUUGGCUUCAACGCUAAGCUCAUGAUCAUUUCGAUCCUCAUGGACGGCAUGCUCAUCGGUCUCAUGUCACUUCCCAACCAGGUCGUCUACAUUCAAUUCCACCCUGUCGCAUACAUGGUCAAGCUCAACAUCGAAAUGUCCAUGGCCAAGCUUAUUACCCGCCUUGCUAAGGGUGAGAACGCCGACGACUACUACCCCUCCAUGUCGCACUCCGGCCACCACCAAAGCAACAACCAGCGCACGAACGAUGCCCCAUGGACUCAGGGUAACAAUGUCCAGUUGACACACCGAUCAAAGGUUGUCGCUGGUGAUUCCGAUGAGGAUUUGUCUGGUACUGUGGGUCGACAUAAUGGUGGACCUGGCAUUCAUCGCCGAACAGAGUUUGAGGUCACCGUCGAGACGAAGCCUCAGAAGAAUCCCUUCAGAGAGGGGACAGAGUCGUUGGAUGAGCUGCCCUUGACUUCAAAUACCGGACAUCCUAAGCAGGCUAUUGUUGAGGAGGUUAGCCGUAACCCUUCUAUGUCUAGCAGCAGAAGAUCAUGAGAUCUUCACUACGUUCUUUAGCUAUAUACCAUACACAUAAUACCUAAUCCCCAACAUACCAACAGUAUUAUAAGACCCAACGACGUGAAGGAAUUGUGAAAAGAAUGUCGUGUCCUCAUUAUCUGUGUUGGCAGCCU
This is a messenger RNA of Fusarium odoratissimum NRRL 54006, 1595 nucleotides long. RefSeq lists its product as uncharacterized. Lineage: Eukaryota; Fungi; Ascomycota; Sordariomycetes; Hypocreales; Nectriaceae. The transcript is spliced from 4 exons. The record is from RefSeq and is a predicted model, not a curated record. The coding region runs from base 346 to 1458 and encodes 370 amino acids.